UUCCCAUUUAUCGCAAAAGAGAAGAUCCACCAGACUCUUCCCUCUUUAUAUUCUUCACGCAACCCUAUUACCAACUGUCCCGAUGGCCACCACCGCCACUACUGCAUCCGUCACCGUUGCCGCCAAUUUAAUCACAGAACCGAACCCUAAGAAGUCCAUGCCAUCAUCCACGUAUAUGUCAGAUCCUCCUACAACUGUUACCCUUUCCAAUGCUGAAGGAACUGGGAAGGGAAUCGAAGAUUCGAAGGCCACGGGGACUACUGCGGGAUCUGUCGCAGGGGAUACCAGCGGUCCCGUUAACGAUGUCCAGAAGAAGAUUCGCCGAGCUGAGCGGUUUGGCGUGCCUGUCCAGUUGUCCGAGCAAGAGAAGCGUAAUUCUAGGGCCGAAAGGUUUGGCACUGCACCCUGCUCAAAGGGAUCAGAAGCGUCCAAGCAAUCAGAGGAGGUGAAGAGGAAGGCUAGAGCAGAGAGGUUUGGGCUUGCCGUACCCUCUACCGCUGUUGAUGAGGCAGAGAAAAAGAAAGCUCGUCUUGCCCGAUUUGCACCAUAUGCCAAACCUGAUACAGUGGAAGGAGAAAAAAGAAAAGCUAGGGCAAUAAGAUUUUCUAAUCCUCCAUCAAGUUCUUUAGCCCAGGAGGCUGCUAUUGCUGAAAAGCUGGUGGAGGUCUCUAAAUAGAAAUUACCGUAGUUAGAAGGUCCAUAGACCUAACAGCUUGUGAUUCUCUUGAAGCUUCUUUACAGUGUUCUUUUUCCUAACAUCAAAAUUCUAAGAGCAGUACUCCAUCUCCAGAUGAAUUUCCAAAUCAGUGGCAAAGUGUUUUUGGCAGUUUGAAAGGUUUCUAUUCAUUUGGUGAGGCCUCUUGGAAUCAACCACCACCUGGAGUGUUCACCUACCUCAAAUCUUACAAAGAGUAUUGGAAAUUGUUGAGUAAUGGCUAGAAAUUUUCUACUUUUCCUGUUAGAUAAUUUAAUUAAUUAUGGAGGUGGUUACUAGAGUCAACUUAAAAAUUAAUGAGUUUUGUUUCUUACACUGUUUUAAGUUAUAAAGUAUGAUCAAGUGUGAGACAGCAGUGGUAGUCAUAUUGAGUCUGAUAUUUAUUUCCAUGGGUUAAAAUAGAAAAUGAUAUAU
Molecule: messenger RNA, 1129 nt
Organism: Hibiscus syriacus
Lineage: Eukaryota; Viridiplantae; Streptophyta; Magnoliopsida; Malvales; Malvaceae
Product: protein MODIFIER OF SNC1 11-like
Exons: 6
Coding region: 83-676 (197 amino acids)
Biological process (GO): poly(A)+ mRNA export from nucleus
Cellular component (GO): nucleus
Source: RefSeq, a predicted model, not a curated record